AUGGCCUUCAACGGACGGUUGUUAAGCUUUCUCUCUGUUCUUUGUUGCAUUUCCACCGUUCAGAGCGGCGACUAUUUUGUUGCACUUUCGAGAGUGGUGCAAUGUUGCACAGAUGAGAAGGUGGUUGUCUCAGUCUUCGGCGUGGGAUCGUCUGCAAUCGCGACACGAUUGGUAGUGGAAGACGCCAAUGGAGUUGUCCUGUACGGGACAGACACAGUAGAUGUUGAAGAAGGCACCCCACAAGAGUUCCUUAUUUCGGUUCCAUGCCAACGCCUUCCCAAACCAACAUUUCCAGACGGUCAGCGCCUUGUUACGGUCAGAGCAAUCAGUGACGACAGCUCGCUGUCGUUCAACAAUGCAGUCUCAGUGGCCGUCAAAUCCAGUCCUUCUAUUGUGCUCAUCCAGACAGACAAGCCCAUCUACGUGAAAAAUGAUAAUGUCACCAUUCGAGUGGCUGUUCUUGGCUGCAACUUUGUUCCUUGCUGUAGAGAAGAUAACAAGUGCAUAUGCAACGUUCUUCUCGACAUCAAGAAUCCACAAAAUAUUAUAGUUGAUAGGUUGACUAUCAAACAAUGCGCCUCUCGAGAAAUGAUAAAGAGACGGACAUUUAACUUGGGGCUGACUCCUAUUGAAGGUGAUUGGUCAAUCGUUGCCAAACGAAGCUGUGAUGACACUGUCAUUUCAGAAACAAGCUUUGAAGUAAAGAAUUACGUUCUUCCCCGCUUUGAUGUCGUGGUAAGAUCACCGAGAUUUGUGAAGGCAAAUGAUGAACAUAUCAAAGUUAAUGUGACGGCAUCAUAUACUUACUACAAAGGAGUAGUUGGAACUUUGCGUGUGCAACUCGGUAUUUGGAAUGAAUCAACGGAGACUGCCAACGUCAUUAUUAGCCAGCAAUUUUUUCUCCUACCUGGGGAUAAAGGAGUAAAAAAGCUGACGUUUGCCAAUGGAGGAUACGAACAGUUUCCCCUCGGUAGACGCUUGUCUGUCUUUGUUGAAGUCACUGAGAAAGCCAGUGGCAUCAAGGCUAGCGCGUCAGACAACACGGCCGUGUUUACAGACAAUCCUAUCAAACUUGACUGUGACCUCAUGCCUCCAUACUACAAACCAAACUUACCUCUACAGAUGCAGACUGAAAAGAAUCAAAUUAUAGUGCAGUACAAUACUUAUGACACUACAAGGAGAAGAGUUUUUAAUUUUCUGCUGCCGAAGGGCACUAAUUCUGUCGGUUACUGCUCGUUUUUCCAUUUUUGUCCUAAAGCAGGCAAAAAGGUCAAGCUUAAAGUGAUCAACAUAAGUGUAGGUGAUCAGAGGAAGCAGGAAGGUCAAAGUCCUCAUAGUGAUAUCAUUAAUGCUCAAGAAUGCACUAAAUGGCUGGUUCGCGCUCGUUAUCCAAAUGGCGAUAACGCAGAAGGCGUGUUAGUUACAGCUACUUAUGAGGGCAACAGCAAAAAGCAAACAACCGGUACUAGUGGUAUAGUCAAUCUUGCAGUUGAUGUUGCCGGUGAGAAUCAAGAAAGCAUUAAAAUCAAGGUGACGGCAAAAAAUCAGAUUUUGGGUGUUGAUUGCAUAUUUAAGAAAUUUUGUUCGCCAUGCUCUGGCCUUUUCUCUGUUAGAGCAACGGUUGGAAAAGAGAGGGUUGGAGGAACUGCUGACUUUGAGAUUGUUAAGUCUCACGCGGCCACCGAGAGGUUACCAAUUACUGCUCUUGUAGUCGCCAGAGGGAGCAUCCAGUCUUCUCAACGCUUUUCAAGUAGCUCAGGUCCGAUCACUACGUUUCAGGUUCAAGUCACUCCUCAGUUGGCUGAUCGUUUCUGCGUCGUUGCUUACUAUGUGAAACGUUGCUCGGAUGGGCAGUAUCAUGUCAUCUCUGAUAUUGCCUGCGUAGAGACCGACAAACGGUGUGCAAACGAGAUAUCUCUGAGUCUAGCAAACUCAAUUGUAGAACCUGGUUCGCAAGUCAAUCUUGAUAUUAAAGUGGAUUGCCCUUUUUCCGAUAUUGCUCUUCUUGCUGUGGACAAGGGAUUGUAUAUUCUCAAUAAUGAAAACAAAUUGACUCGGGAGAAGAUGUUUAAAACUUUGGAUAAUUGUUCACGCUCGUGUGGUUAUACGUUGGCAAGCUCAGAUGGUAUAUUUGACGUAGCUGGAUUGACAGCAAUUUCACAAACUCAGCUGAAUCCUCAGUGCAACUGUUGUUCACGAUCUUGCAGUUCUACUUGCCUAAAGGAGGAAAUUGCUAAAGAAAUCGUCUUUUGUACGACACUAGGUGAUGAUCGUUGUCCUGAGAUUUAUCAGCAGAUUCGAGAUAAGGGUAUUUGGGCUAUACCAAUACGGCGAUAUCGUUUCUGUUUCUCUGAGUACCAGAAAAUGGUCGAAGGGACAUCAUCUUUUAAUUUGACAACCGAAAUAGACGCUCGUGCUCAGUACGAUUGCUGCGUUGGAAAGGAUCUAAGGGCCAAAGCUAACGUUCCAUCUGAAUUCAAUGAUAUUUUUGAAAGUUCUGAAGGACGCCCUAACAAAAGAAGGACUUCGUUUCCUCACGUCUGGCUGCAGAACAACGUCAUCACAAACGGUAAUUUGGGGACAGUUGUUCAUGGUCUUGAAGUCCCUGAUUCGAUUACCACAUGGUCUAUCUACGGUUUGGCUCAAUGUUGUGCGACUGGAUUUUGUGUGUCGGAACCAGUUGAACUGACUGUUUUCACACCAGUUUUUGCAGAAUGUCAUUUGCCGUAUUCAUUUAAGCGUCAAGAGCAGGUGUCUGUAACGUGUUCUGUAUACAACUACAAUUCAAACGAUAUCAGAGCUUGUCUUCAAAUUGUGAAUCCACCCGACAACCUUUGCACAUCUGCGGGAACCGGAAAGGAGACGACUGCUGCCUGCUUUGUGGUCGACGCUGAAGACACACGCUCGGUUAAUAUUCCAUUGUUGCCUCUUGAAGUGGGCACCACAAAGCUGACUGUAAGGAUGAAAUCAUUCUUUGGAGAAGAUGAAGUAGAAAUGGAUGUCAAGGUUGAACCAGAAGGAGUCCGACGAGAUUACGACUUUCGAGCUGAGCUAGAUCCUCAAGGUGUCAACAUGGCAGAUCCUGGAGGAUGCAGUCUACCGCCGGCUUUAGGUAUCAUGACGUCAGUUUGUAAUAAUUAA
Molecule: messenger RNA, 3141 nt
Organism: Corticium candelabrum
Lineage: Eukaryota; Metazoa; Porifera; Homoscleromorpha; Homosclerophorida; Plakinidae
Product: complement C3-like
Exons: 26
Coding region: 1-3141 (1046 amino acids)
Molecular function (GO): endopeptidase inhibitor activity
Source: RefSeq, a predicted model, not a curated record